GGUUUGCACUCCAUCAUCACUGUCGCCUGCGCAAUUGCACCUUUCGAUUCAUUGAGUUGUUGUCCUCCGCCGACCGCAUAGUCUAACCGCGAGGGCCGCCGUCAUGGAGACACCGCACAUGGCCCUACGAAAUCUACCUCGGCGUGCGCCUCGCCUCGCCGCUUCACUUCGACAGGCGGACCGUUCAGCUGCCGUUCUAGCUUGCUCGCCGAUGGCUGUAUGGAGCCGACGACAGUUCGCUACAACGCCGAGUCUAUCGUUUCCAGGCGGCCCUAUGGGUAUGGGCGGCUCCAGCUCCUCUCCCACAUACUUCCAACGCCAGACGAGCCUACCCGCGAACACCAUUAUCCGAUUCGUACCGCAGCAAACGGCAUGGAUUGUAGAGCGCAUGGGCAAGUUUAAUCGGAUAUUACAGCCUGGGCUGGCCAUCCUCGUACCGAUCAUCGAUCGCAUUGCUUAUGUCCAGUCGCUGAAAGAAGCGGCCAUCGAGAUCCCAAGUCAGAGUGCCAUUACUGCAGACAACGUCACGUUGGAGCUGGAUGGCGUCCUUUACACAAGAGUGUUUGACGCUUACAAAGCGAGCUACGGCGUAGAAGAUGCGGAAUAUGCCAUCUCGCAGCUGGCGCAGACGACUAUGAGGUCCGAAAUCGGUCAACUCACAUUGGACCAUGUUCUCAAGGAAAGAGCGAAUCUCAAUGCAAACAUUACACAGGCGAUCAACGAAGCCGCCCAAGAGUGGGGUGUGAUAUGUUUGAGAUACGAGAUCAGGGACAUCCAUGCCCCGGAGGGAGUCGUGGCCGCCAUGCACAGGCAAGUCACGGCGGAACGAUCAAAACGUGCUGAAAUAUUGGACUCCGAAGGUCAGCGGCAGAGUGCAAUCAAUAUCGCCGAGGGUCGUAAACAGUCCGUUAUCUUGGCCUCUGAGGCUUUGAAGGCCGAGCAGAUCAACAUGGCAUCUGGUGAGGCCGAGGCUAUAUUGCUCAAAGCAGAGGCAACUGCUCGGGGUAUUGAUGCCGUUGCGGACGCCAUCAAACGAGGAGAAGCCAAUGCCCAAGGAGCUGUGAGCUUGAGCGUUGCGGAAAAAUAUGUCGAAGCCUUCGGCAACCUGGCCAAAGAAGGAACUGCCGUUGUUGUUCCGGGUAACGUUGGAGACAUUGGUCAGAUGAUUGCUACCGCCAUGGCCGUGUAUGGGAAAGUGAACGAGAAUCAAACCAAGAAUCUAGCAGCCAAGGUUGUCAGCUCACCACUGGAGAAAGACGAGUCCAAAUCGAAGGAUGUUGGUGCAAGGGUGAUUGAGGCAGCCCAGCACGGAGACGCAAAAGAUGUUGCGCAGACAGUCCUCGAGGGAUUUGAGCAGACCCGGGAAGCAAGGAGGUAGGCGGACUUCUCAAUGGCACAACAAUGGGACAUUAUCAUAUGGGCAAAAAGCAAACCGUCGACUCCUUCAUGACGCAGCGACGGCGCUCCUGCGUGUAUUACUGGAAAUGGGCUGAAAGGGAAAAAGUCGAUAGCUAUGUACUAAUAUACCAGAGUGCUCCAUGACUUUCGAGGAGACAGCACAGACGAAAAAUGCCAUAGAAUAUCUAUAUCUCCGCCUCUCGAUCUAAGCUUCAUGGGCGUUCAGCCUCAUUGGUCAAGCCUUGC
This is a messenger RNA of Cladophialophora immunda, 1644 nucleotides long. RefSeq lists its product as uncharacterized. Lineage: Eukaryota; Fungi; Ascomycota; Eurotiomycetes; Chaetothyriales; Herpotrichiellaceae. The transcript is spliced from 3 exons. Gene Ontology annotation, cellular component: membrane. The coding region runs from base 104 to 1378 and encodes 424 amino acids. The record is from RefSeq and is a predicted model, not a curated record.